Molecule: messenger RNA, 1161 nt
Organism: Merops nubicus (carmine bee-eater)
Lineage: Eukaryota; Metazoa; Chordata; Aves; Coraciiformes; Meropidae
Product: desmocollin-1-like
Exons: 6
Biological process (GO): regulation of synaptic transmission, glutamatergic; synapse assembly; adherens junction organization
Cellular component (GO): presynaptic active zone membrane; lamellipodium; cytoplasm
Molecular function (GO): calcium ion binding; cadherin binding
Source: RefSeq, a predicted model, not a curated record
UAUGAAACACGAGUGGAGGAGAACAGAGUGAAUGUAGAAAUACUGAGAGUCUCUGUUGUUGACCUUGAUGAACCUGGUUCACCCGGCUCAGGAGCAGUGUAUGAAAUUAUAAGAGGAAAUGAUGAUCAGUCCUUUGAAAUCACAACAGACAGAAACACAAAUGAAGGAAUACUGUGUGUUGUAAAGGGACUGGACUAUGAAAGUGCCAAGCAAAGGGUUCUCGUGAUUGCAGUGAACAACGAGGCACCCUACAUGCUGGCACCCCACUCCCAGCAGCUUUCCCAGAGCACCAGCUCUGUAACAGUGCACGUCCUGGAUGUGGAUGAGGGGCCAGUGUUCAAACCCUGCCUGCUACGCAUCAACGUUAAAGAGUGCGAGGAGAUUGGGACGAGUAUUGGGAGGUACCUGGCAGAAGAUCCAGAAAAUGGAAAUAGUGAAGGCAUAAGGUACCGGAUACCACCUGGCCAGUGUAAUUGGAUCAACAUAGAUGAAAGAUCAGGUGAAGUCAGAACCAUUAAAGUCUUGGACAGGGAUGUGGGAGAGAUGAGAAGAGGUCAAUGCAACAUCACAGUCCUGGCGAUAGACAGAAAUGGCAAAACAGGCACUGGGACGAUCCAGGUUUGCAUCCAGCCUGGCAACAAGAAUUACCCCAGGAUCACUAAGACGGAUUAUAUCAUGUGCAGGGACCACAAACCCAUCUGCCUGACUGCCCAGGACGGGGACGAGGCUCCCUACGGCACCCCCUUCACCUACCGCAUCACCGACCGCAGCCUGGCCGCCUCCUGGAAGAUCACCGAGCACAACGAUGAUUCUGUGUAUCUUGCCCCAAGGAAUGAUAUUCCCUUUGGAAUAUACAGAAUUCCUAUACAGGUGACUGAUAAUGGAGGAAAGGUAGGAGAGAACUACGUGACAGUGAACGUCUGUGAUUGCGUUACUCCAACCGAAUGCAACGGGAGGACCCGGGAGCUUGCUGGUGGAAAUGUUACCCUUGGCAUUUGGGCCAUCCUUGCCAUGAUCUUAGGGUCCCUGUUACUCUUGUUAAUCCUGAUCACAAUUUGUGGCUGCUGUGGCUCUGGGGCAAUGCAGAGGCAUGUGACUGAUGAUUGUGCCAAUCACAAUCUAAUAAUUUCAAAUACUGAAGCUCCAGGAGAAGAAGUGAUG